AUGGAUGUCCCCGAGCAUAGAGAUCUCGAUCAAAUCUCGGCCGAUAUUCGUUCUCCAAAACAUCUAGCACAACACAAAGACUCGAAAGCCGCAGAAGACUUGCCAGGUUUGGGAAAAUGGUAUUGCAUUCAGUGUGCGAAAUGGUAUGAAUCGGAAAAUAGUAUGCUGUCGCAUCUUAAAGGCAAACCUCAUAAAAGAAGGGUCAAGGCAUUGAAGGAGGGACCAUAUACACAAAGAGAUGCAGAAGCUGCUAUAGGACAAGGCCCUCCAGAUAAUGGUACCAGAAAUAAGGCUUUAGAUGUAGAGGUUGAGAUGGAAAACUCUGGAUUACUUGACGACCAGGAAACCUGA
Sclerotinia sclerotiorum 1980 UF-70 is the source of this 351-nucleotide messenger RNA. RefSeq lists its product as hypothetical. The transcript is spliced from 3 exons. NCBI's taxonomy places the organism in Eukaryota, Fungi, Ascomycota, Leotiomycetes, Helotiales, Sclerotiniaceae. The coding region runs from base 1 to 351 and encodes 116 amino acids. The record is from RefSeq and is a predicted model, not a curated record. Gene Ontology annotation, molecular function: nucleic acid binding; zinc ion binding.